Molecule: messenger RNA, 747 nt
Organism: Encephalitozoon romaleae SJ-2008
Lineage: Eukaryota; Fungi; Microsporidia; Unikaryonidae
Product: eukaryotic translation initiation factor 6
Exons: 1
Coding region: 1-747 (248 amino acids)
Biological process (GO): ribosomal subunit export from nucleus; maturation of LSU-rRNA; maturation of 5.8S rRNA
Cellular component (GO): cytosol; preribosome, large subunit precursor; nucleolus
Molecular function (GO): ribosomal large subunit binding
Source: RefSeq, a predicted model, not a curated record
AUGAAAAAUUCUCACAGGCCCAUGUCAUACAGAAUAGAUUUCGAAGGCAGCUCUGAGAUAGGUGCAUACAUGACUCUCACCAAUACAUAUUGUGUGGUUGGGAGGAGUCAAUCGAAUAAUGUACUCAAGUUUCUUCAGGAGAAUGUUUCAAUUCCGAUUGUUGAGACAACCAUCAAUAGCAUUCGAAGUGUCGGAUCACAGUGUAGAGGCAACAGACAUGGGCUGCUUGUUCCGCAUACAAUAACAGACCAGGAGAUAAUGCACAUAAGGAACACUCUACCGGAAAAUGUUAUAGUGAGGCGAAUUGAGGAGAGGCUGAAUGCUCUAGGAAACGUGAUUCUUUGCAACGAUCAUGUUGCAAUUAUACAUGCAGACCUUGAUGAAGAAUCUGAGAAUCUUAUCAAAGAUGUCCUACAAGUUCCUGUCUAUAGGCAUAAUAUAGGACAUGAGCCGCUUGUUGGAACCUUUGGAGCAUUGAACAACCAAGGGAUGCUAGUCCACCCCCUGACUAACCAGGAAUGCCAAAAGGAGCUUAGUGAGCUUCUCGAAGUGAAUGUGAUUGCAGGAACGGUCAACGGGGGAAGCCCAUGCAUUGGAGGUGGUGUUGUUACUAAUGACUGGAUGUGUGUUGCUGGAGCCAAGACAACUAACGUGGAGAUGACAGUGAUUGAAAGUGUGUUUGAUCUUAGUGGAGACCAGGAUUUGGAAGCCCGAAGAAGAGCCAUAGUGGACACCAUUGUCAGAUGA